Chara braunii is the source of this 929-nucleotide messenger RNA. Lineage: Eukaryota; Viridiplantae; Streptophyta; Charophyceae; Charales; Characeae. The record is from the annotation of a GenBank genome assembly.
GUACACCAUUUGUAUAUAUAUGAUCUAGCGUGAGAGGAAACGAAUGUGUUAAGGAGACUCGUAGAGAGCGAGCACCUCCCUCUCCUGGGUGAUUAGAGCUCAGUUCUCGUUUGUCUUCGGCCACGAAAAGCCUCCCCCUUUCUCACUCCCUUCACUUCCCCUCACCGCAUUCUUGUCCUACCGGUCGCUGCUGCUGCUGCUGCAGACGCGACGGCCUACCGGUAAUCCAUUCAUCCAUUCGCGCACGAAGCGGAUCAUCAGCAGUCACCUCCUCUAUCUCCCAUCACCACUGUCAUGGCGCAAUCAAGCUCGGCGGCUAUGGCUGCCACAGCCAUCGCUAUGCUUCUGUCGUGGCAACUGCUUUGCCCGUCGGCGGCCAUGGCGUACAACAUGGGCGGAGCGCGGGAUACCGACACAGCAGAGGUCAGCAGUGAGAGUACUAGUGACGUCGCGGCUGAGAAGACGACAGCCGCCGACAAGCAGGGUACCGCUGGUGCUUGCCCUGUGCAAUUCACGCCACAGGUGUUCUCUGCCGUCCGCCAGCUGUGUCAUUUCGGCGGAGACGAGUUAUGCUGCGAAGCUAUUCAAGACGUGGCAAUGACUGCAGUGGCGUACAGCACGAAGUGCUUGCCGUCUUUGUUGGGCGCAAUUAAGACCUACACCGAGGUCACCUCAGCGGUGGUUUCCGCAUGCCUGAGCGUGCAAGGCAGGAGCACUCUCGAGACGCUCGGUACGUUCGAGGCUCUCAACACUCUCAAAUUCUACGAAAUGACGGGAGACGAGCUUCAAGAAUUCGCUCCUCCGUCUUCCGCGGCGGCGCCGCUGCUCAGCCAAGGAUCAGCCAAUUAAAGUGUCCUGGCGAUGGAGAAGAAAAGACAACCGUCGCGUUAGACGGGUAGCAGAGUAGUAAUAGUAGAACCAAGAGGAGA